Paramecium sonneborni is the source of this 621-nucleotide messenger RNA. Lineage: Eukaryota; Ciliophora; Oligohymenophorea; Peniculida; Parameciidae. The record is from the annotation of a GenBank genome assembly.
AUGUUAAAUAAUAUUGGAUAUUUAGCAUAUAUAUCAACAGUUGGAAUAUUAUUGUUGUUGAGUCCAUCUUAUUUUAUAAAAAAGGUAGAUAAUGAAUAGGAAUAGUCAUUUAUUAAUACAUAAUUAUCCGUAUUGCUCUAGACAGAAUUAGUAAUUAAAUAAUAAUAUUUAUUAGGGAUUAAGAAUGUGUGGUUUAUAUCAUUUAAUAUUAUUGGCUGCAUAAAUAUUAAAAUAAGAAAAAGUGAAAUUAAUUUGUUUAAAUGUUUAUGCAUUAUUUUUGAUAUCAUUGAUAGGAGGUUUAUGUUUUGAUGGAGUAGGACAAAUCUAAUCUGAGAGAUUAGAAAGGUAUAUAAAACAUAUAAAUUUAGAUUUGGAUUUUAAGCAGGAAUAUUUAGUUUUAUACUUUUUAAUAAUUGGCCGAAUAAUCAAUAGAAGUAAGAAUCAAAGAAAGACUCUAAAGUAAUAUAAGAAUAAAGUGAGACAUCAUAAACAAUUUAGAAGAGUGAAUAAAAUAGAGUGAAGGAGAAGAGCAGUGAAGAUAAUACAGGAAAAGAAAUAAAAUAAAGUAAGAAAAAGGGUAAGGCAAAAAAUGAAUGAUAUUUUAUUAAAUAUCAAUGCCAU